This is a messenger RNA of Abrus precatorius (Indian licorice), 3315 nucleotides long. RefSeq names its product protein ENHANCED DISEASE RESISTANCE 4-like. Bases 212 to 2968 code for a protein of 918 amino acids. NCBI's taxonomy places the organism in Eukaryota, Viridiplantae, Streptophyta, Magnoliopsida, Fabales, Fabaceae. The record is from RefSeq and is a predicted model, not a curated record. Gene Ontology annotation, biological process: regulation of defense response to fungus. The transcript has 6 exons.
GUUCAAUUUUGCAAAGUUCUAAGAUUCUGAGAGGAAAAUCUGUCCCCACUGUGCUUCUCUCCAUUACUUCCCUUUUUGGGUUUUUGGUCUUUUGCUGUUUGGAUUCUGAGAAAACAACCAAGAAAACCCGAAAGGAAAAUUCAGCAGCAAAAGAAAAAGCAUACAAGACUCUCUCCCUUACCCCUUCCCUACCCCACUUCCUUGCUCAGCAAUGGAGGACACGGCCAAGUUGCGAUUGGUGAGGUGCCCCAAGUGUCAAAAUGUGCUUCCCGAGCUUGCCAAUUACUCUGUUUAUCAAUGUGGUGGUUGCAAUGCUGUUCUUAGAGCAAAGCUUAAAGGUUCUGAAAGUGGUAGCAUGUGGGAGGCAUCAGAUGAGGGACAGGGUGGAGGGGAUGAUGCUAAAUCAGGAAAUUCCUUGGGGAAAGGGGUAGUUGAUUUGAGUGAUAAUUCAGAUGUUGAUGUUAAGUCCAAUGGUGGUUUCUCCGGGGAGGAUCAAAGAAGGGAUUCAGAGAGAUCAAGUAGAGGACACGAGCAGUAUCUGGAUCAUUCCAAGGAUGGGGAUGAGAAAGGGGUUUUGGAGAAUGGUUUUGAUGUCAAUAAAGACAAAGAUGAAGGAGGCAAAUCAAAAGGAAGAGUGAAGCAGGAGCAGAAGUAUCGAAUGGGAGGGUCUGAAUUCUCUGGGAGAAUGUCUAACUGGCCAAAUGAGGAGAGAGGUGGGAUGGAGGGGUUUUGGAGAAAGCCACAAGCUGAGAUAGAAGGUGUGAGAUUUACCACUUUGAAUUACCCUGAUGAGGGAACUUCCAAUAGCUAUUCCAGUUUUUCUUAUAAUCAUGGCGAACAAUGGAGGAAUUAUAAAGACAUGGAUGGUGUCAACAGGGUUCAGCACCUCGAGCAAGAUCGAGCUGAGCUUCUGAGGAAGCUGGAUGAGUUAUCCAACCAGCUGAACAAGUCUUCUGAAGUGGUUCAUAACCAGAAGGAAAAGGUUGUUCCUCAUGGAAAGAUGGUUCCUCCAGAUCCUUAUAGUGGCCCUACUGAUACUUUUUUUCCGGAUGGAUCAUCAGGGAUGAACAGGACUUCAAGACAAUUCUUUGGCCCUAAUAAACACAUGGCAGGUCCCUCUUAUUUCAAUUAUCAUCAUGAUCCAUAUGCUUAUACUAGUGGUCAUGAAAUGGCUAUGCCCAACUUCCACCCUUCAAUGCAUAAUCCAAAUUAUAUGCCUGGAUAUGCUGAUCCUUUUGCAUCACAAAUGAUGAGGGGUUCACAUCCUUUACCUCAUCAAUUCCUGAACCAACCAAUGCAUCCCUACUUUCCUGAACGCUAUGCUGAUACUGCUCCAAAUUCAUAUGAUCCAUAUGCAUAUAGUGCUAUGCUUCAUGCACCUUCUUGUUCUUGUCUUCGUUGCUAUGAAAACAGAAGAAGAGGUUCAGUGCCAGUGCCACCUGCUGCCUUCGUUAAUGGCAGAUUUCCGCAUGCCCCAAAUGAUCCUAUGUUAUACCAUCAUGAGAUGCCAGGGUCAGUUGGUCCGCAUGCUCAUAAUUCUAGAACUGCCAUUCCUGCUGUGAGUUUACAUGAAAAACAAUUACAUACAAGAUGGCCUGAAGACUACAAUUCCGAGAUAAGUGGUUUUGUCCGAAGCCGUCCUCGAAAAGUGAUGCCUGCUGGUGGUAUUCGCCAUUGCCAUCCUAUAGCUGGCGGUUCUCCAUUCAUCACUUGUCAAAAUUGCUUUGAGUUACUGCAACUGCCUAAAAAAGCACUAGUCAUGGUGAGAAAACGUCAGCAGAAAAUGCGAUGUGGGGCUUGUUCUUCAGAAAUAAAUUUUGCUGUCAUCAACAAGAAGCUAGUUUUUUCUCUUCAAUCAGAAAUGAGGGAAACUACCACAUCCACAAGGAUUGAUGAUACCAUCAACGAUGUUGGGAAUAACCGUGUGUUACAUUCCCAUGGUCACGUGAACACAAGUGCUGUGAACUUCUCAUCUGAUGAUUAUUCUGGUUAUGAUUUUCAGUCGGUUGAUAGAGAAUCUCCUGUGUUGGCUGUGGACCCAAGCUUGAACUCAAGCAAAUCCCACGAGAUGCAAAGUUUCCGUUCUUCAUCUUCCAGCACCUCUGAAGAUGAAAAUAGUCCAGAAGUUAUGACUGCACCAAGUGAAACUACCAAGUCCAUAGAUCAGCCAACUAACGCCUCUCUAUAUCCUCCACCUACUGGCUCACCUCUUCAAGAGUAUUUUGAUUAUUCUAGUAAUAACCACGUGGUAAAUCGGCAUGGGAAAGGCAACCAAAGUAGUCGCUCAGAUCAGGAGAAGGCAAAAAUAGAAAAGAAUACUUCGAGGCAAAACUCUUUGAAGGAGGUAGUGCUUGCAACAGAGAUGGAUGUCCAUGAUUAUUCUAACACUGUGGUCUCCCAGGAUUCUGGUGAUGCUAGUCGAGAACAUGAUCAUCCUAGAUCUAAUAACAAAGGUGGUGAAUCAUUUUUGGCAAAUAUUAUCAAGAAAGGCUUCCGGGAUUUCUCCCUAACUAAUCAAAUCGAUGAUCACAGUAAAAGUGAUGUUACUGUAAAUGGACAGCCCAUACCAGAUCGUGUGAUUAAGAAGGCUGAAAAGCUAGCUGGACCAAUCCAGCCAGGAAAUUACUGGUAUGAUUUUCGGGCUGGAUUUUGGGGUGUCAUGGGUGGUCCAUGUCUUGGAAUAAUUCUGCCAUUCAUAGAAGAGUUCAGCUAUCCGAUGCCAGAUAAAUGUGCUGGCGGAAAUACUGCUGUUUUUGUAAACGGCAGGGAACUUCACCAAAAGGAUUUAGAUCUACUUUCACGUAGAGGGCUUCCUCAUGAUAGCAAUAGAUCUUAUAUCAUUGAAAUUUCUGGGAGAGUCCUGGAUGAAGACACAGGAGAAGAGUUAGACAGCCUUGGCAAACUUGCACCAACAGUGGAGAAAGCAAAGCAUGGAUUUGGCAUGAAAGCACCCAAAGCAGCUGCAUAACAGAGAAGUGUAUAAAUAAAAAGUUCUGCUAUAAUUUGGGAAGAUUUUUGUUCCAUCCUUCUGCAGAUUUGGAAAUGUUAUUUCUUAUAAGAUCAUUGGGAAACUUUUUAUAUGCUUGCAAGAUUACUUGAAUUUCUUCCGUCUGCUGCCUAACAAAGUCCAAAUGAUUUAUGCACGACUUGCGUCAGAAUCAUAGAUUAAUAUAACAUGUAAAUUUUGUAAUUCUUAUAUGGAUACGAAAAAGAGCAUAAACAUUAUUGUGCUCGCAAUCUUGCUUGUGGUCCAAUUUGGAAAACAAUGUAAUAUAUUCAUUGAUCAAUUUAUAAGGUGUGUAGUUAAGCAUUUUU